Messenger RNA from Enterobius vermicularis (human pinworm), 2919 nucleotides. The record is from the annotation of a GenBank genome assembly. Lineage: Eukaryota; Metazoa; Nematoda; Chromadorea; Rhabditida; Oxyuridae.
AUGUUAAAUGAUGACUUUAUUUUAAGGGGGCUAUUUGACGAGCUUCUAAGUUCAUUUGUAGACUUAGAUAAAGCUAGACAACUUCCAGCAUGCAAAAGUGUGCUGAGAGUCGGGUUGGUUUUCGUAAGGAUGUCGACAAUGCAAAACGAGUUGGAGAGGUACCUGCAACUUUGUCGUUACUUAAUAUUGAGUAUGAACUCAACGGAUAUGCAGCGUUCAUAUGCCUCGUUAUUUUUAUCGAAAUGCUACAUUCAAAAUGCAAAUCGUCUUGUACAUAAAUUGUUUUCAAAAAUCGCAAGCUUUUCAGCUGAACUUAAACUUUCAAAAGUUUCUGAUGGUAAGGCAUUAACUAUCCUGGUACAUUUCAUGGUGACUUAUUCCAUCUGCAAUGGAUGGGCUUUGAUCCGAGAUAAUCAGCAAAUUUGUACAGUUCUCAACCAGAUGUGUUCCAAAACCAUCAGCGCAUCUACCUUACAUAGAAUGGCCGCUGGUGGACGUUUAGCAGUCUCAUCUAGUACACUGAAUGGAGUUUUCAGUGUUUUAUUCAGGGUAGUCAAGAAUUCUAACUUUUCUUUACCUGAACUGACACUCUUCGUGAAACACUGUUUGACAUGUCCUGUGCUUCUAAUUCACCUUUCAGCAACUAGCAUUGAUUUAUUGUUGAACAACAAUAUGUUUGGUCGUUGCUUAACAGCUAUUUUGAAAUCAGAUGAUUUACCGGCAGUUUUGAGUGGCAAUCAGACUCUAUUUCUCCUUGCAAAUCUCAUACAUCUAAGUUCACGGAAUUUAGAGCAUUUGGUUGAGUGCUUAAUUGACUGGACAGAUGUUGUAAACCUUCUGUUGUCACGAUGCGAUAAAUUUGUUUUACGGAAGAAGGACGCCUGUAGUCACUGGCAUCCUGUGUUUGGCUGGUACUGUGAACCAAUUCCUCACGGUGUUGAAAGUGCUAUUCCUUUAGCAAUUGGACAACUCAAGUUUUUAUGGUGUAAAUCAGUUGUAAAAUGCUUUUUUAAAGAUGUCCUUAGCUCUGGUUCAUCUGCAGAUUCCACAACUACAGAAAAAACUUCACGCACUUCACAAUCAGAUCUGAGAUUAUGGAAGAAGUUAAAUAGUAUUCGAGCUGAUUCCAAAGUAGGUAGUCAAGGGCAGAAACUGCCAGAGCUGUCGAUGAUUGCGGUGGUUUGUCAACUGUAUCAGAAAGCAAUUCAUACAUUUUCAACUUUGGCGACCGACAUAACUGCUGGGUUGUGUCGAGAGGAUUUUUUACUGCCGCAGCUAUUUUCUUACAUCGUUCAUUUCUCUCCUGCAGACAGUGGUUUAACAUAUAGUCUUUCUCUGCUCUCAGCUCAUUCUGAUGAAGUCCCGCACUUCGCACCCCUUAUUUUGUUUGCUAAUUGUGCUGCAACUGUCAUCUCGAUCCUAGAUGAAGACGAAAUGUAUAACCAAGGAAAACCAUUUAGUUUGGAGCAGCUUCAAGGCUUAGCAAAGUUUUGUAACCAUUUCUGUUUCCGAGUUAUUUGGAAUGGUUAUAUGGAAGUUACCCACGCAUCGUCGUCUUCGCUGUUUAAUUCAAUAUAUAAUUUGUGUAUGUUACUGUAUAAUCGAGAUUGUAGAAGAUCUUUCACAAAUGAAGAUCCUAAAUUUUGGCUUGCACCAGAUGUUAAAAGCUCGCAUAUAAUUUCUGAAUUUGAAAAGAAAAUUGAACGAUCGCAGUUUCUGAUUUCACGAAUGAGUCAUCUGGUUACUCUUAAUGAAAGAAUUUUGUUGUUCAGAAAGUAUGUUAGUGCUGAGAAAGAAACUUACCAAGGGACUGUGAGCACUUUAAUUACUGUAACUAGGAACAGAUUACUGGAGGAUGGAUACAGACAGUUGUCUAUGCUGUCUUCCAGUGCACUCAAAGCUACUAUUCGUGUCAAAUUUAUCAAUCAACAGGGGUUGGAUGAGGCUGGUAUCGAUCAGGACGGAGUUUUCAAAGAAUUCUUGGAACUUACCCUGAAACAAGUAUUCAAUCCUGAUAUCAACUUGUUCAAGUGCUCUAAUGGGCAGCUAUUUCCGUCAGCAACAUCCAGUCUUCAUGAUAAUCAUCUUGGCUUGUUUGAGUUUGUUGGUCGAAUGCUAGCAAAAGCCAUUUAUGAAGGGAUAGUCACAGAAGCGCAUUUAGCUCCUGUGCUUUUAGCGACUGUUUUGGGUCGGCAUUUAUGUGCUUUUGAUGAACUUUCACAGCUUGAUCCUGAGCUCUACAAAAGCCUGACUUAUGUGAAACACUAUACGGCAACAAGCGAUGUGGCUGAUCUCUCUCUGACAUUUUCUGUAACUGAAGAUGAGUUAGGUCGAUUUCGUACGGUUGACUUAGUCCCUAGCGGCAGAACAAUUCAAGUUACCAAUGAGAACAGGAUUGUUUAUAUUCACAGAAUGGCGCAGUAUAGGGUUUUUGACCAAACAAAAAGUCAGAAUCGUGCUUUUGUUUCUGGUUUUCUUUCAGUCUUGAAUGCCAGCUGCGAUAUUGAUUUACGGGAUCUGCGUGCCAAUGUUCAAUAUUAUGGGGGUUUUCACAGUAAUCAUCGGGUUAUCAAAUGGCUGUGGCAGAUACUUGAAUCUGACUUUGACGGGGAGGAAAGGCGUCUUUUUUUGAAGUUUGUGACCAGCUGCUCUCGGGCUCCUUUGCUAGGUUUCGCUUAUUUAGAACCUCCUUUUUCUAUACGAUGUGUCGAAGUAUCGGACGAUCAAGACCAAGGUGACACAUUAGCUAGUGUUGUUCGCGGAUUUCUAGCUAUAAAACGGAAACAAAAUCCUACAAGAUUGCCCACAGCUUCAACGUGUUUCAAUUUACUGAAGCUGCCGAACUACAAUAAGAAAUCUCUUCUGCUUCAGAAACUGAGAUACGCAAUCCACUCGGAACCGGGGUUCGAGUUAAGCUGA